Messenger RNA from Carassius auratus (goldfish), 2334 nucleotides. RefSeq lists its product as uncharacterized. The record is from RefSeq and is a predicted model, not a curated record. Gene Ontology annotation, molecular function: nucleic acid binding. The transcript is spliced from 4 exons. Lineage: Eukaryota; Metazoa; Chordata; Actinopteri; Cypriniformes; Cyprinidae. Bases 718 to 2022 code for a protein of 434 amino acids.
AACCAAGCAGAAGUAGAUUUGGAUGUGUACUUUGGGAUGACUGUCCUGCAGGAAAGUCCAUUGAUCAUCAGCUUCAGUCUUUGCAACAAAGGCAUCACAAUUCUUGUCAAAAUGGCCUGAUACUUCAAAGAAUCUAUGAUUUCCUUCAUACAGUCGUGAUUUCCACUUCCUGCUACAGUAAAGAAACCUACGGUGGCCGAGAAGGGUCACAACAUGUACAAACGCCACAACAACUACAUUUUCAGAAAACACCUCCAAAUUCAGAAAACACAUGCAAACGCCGCUACAACAACUACAUAUUCAGAAAACACAUACAAAUGCCAUAACAACUACAUAUUCAGAAAACACAUACAAAUGCCACAACAACUACAUAUUCAGAAAACAACUUCGUCGAUUUCACAUCACGUACACUGCAAAUAUUCACAGCACGAGGAAAUAGGGAAACAAACUGCAAACUGCGAAGACACAACGGAAAUGUUUCCAGGGGGGGCCAUAAUCAGUGACGGACCCGCAUCCAUCCGGUUGUCUUCGCGCUUCUGAAUGUGCGCUUUUGUUGCUUAUGGCUACAAGACGUAAGUGUUUCUCUUUUAUUAUGACAGAUUUGUCAAUGUGAUCUGAUACCGUGUUUUCAACAUAUUAUCCCCAUAACGUAUUAGUCCAUUGCCAACGCUGUUAGCUGGAAACUAGCUCGCUAGCUCGCUUCUGGUCACUAAAUAGAUGCAUUACUGGCGUUUGUACAUUGUUGUCCUGAUAUCUGAACUAUUUAUUUUUCAGAUUGAAAUGUUAUGUCCGUUUUGUGCUGUGCAACUGGGGGACGCUCCCAAGUUUUGCCCGUCGUGUGGUAUAAACGUGGUGUUCCUUACGGAGCGUCCAUCCACGUCAUCAAGCGUAGGCCAUGGGCCUACAGAGGAUGACCUAAUACGUGCCUACUUCAGAAAGGACCACUCCAACGAGAUUAUUAGAGAUUUUUUGGAGUCAAAGCAUGGGAUUGUAAUGAGCCUGAAAACUCUAAAAAGAAGGCUGAAACGGUUAAACCUAAGUCGGAGAGCAAAUUACACUCCACUGGAGACUGUGAAUGCUGCCAUCACUACUGAAUUGAAUGGCUCAGGACAGCUGUUGGGCUACAGGGCUAUGUGGCAGACCCUGCAACAGAAGCAUUCACUGACAGUAAAACGAGACAAUGUCAUGCAAGCCCUCAGAUUAUUAAAUCCAACAGGAGUAUCUCUCCGUCAUAGGCGCAGAUUUGUUAGGCGAUCCUAUUGCGCCGCAGGACCCAAUCAGGUGUGGCACGUGGAUGGCUAUGACAAGCUCAAGCCCUUUGGGAUUGCCAUCAGUGGCUGCAUCGAUGGGUAUUCAAGGCGGGUUAUGUGGCUAAGUAGUGGUAGCACCAACAACGACCCUGCAGUAAUCGCUCACCAUUACCUACAGUGUGUUUCGAGCUAUGGCCUUCCGGCUCGUCUUCGGACAGACUGUGGGACAGAAAACGGAGACAUGGCUGCCAUCCACUGUUCUUUAAGAGAGGACCACACCGAUGAAUUUGCGGGUUCUGUCAGCCACAUGUAUGGCACUUCAACUGCCAAUCAAAGGACUGAAAGCUGGUGGUCUUUUUUCAGGAAACAGAGGACACAGUUCUGGAUGGAUUUAUUCAGUGACCUGAGAGAGAGACACUACUUCAACGGCACCCAUGAACACAAGUGCCUUGUACGGUAUGUGUUCCUGGGCAUCUUUCAGAAAGAGCUUGAUGAGCACCGAGAGCUUUGGAAUAAUCAUACAAUCAGGCCUGUCCGUCAGUCUCUCUGUCCAUCUGGGAAACCGGAGACCUGCCUCACAGGUUUGGUGGAAGGGAUUGUGGAUCCCCAGUGGAUCCCCAAGUGUUACAGGAGUUCAAAGACCUUCUGCCACCCACAAACAGUUUGUGUGGAGAUGCUAAUCUCCAAGCAUAUUUUGCCAACUUGGAGAGACAGAGCAAGCUCGCUCCACCCAUCAACUGGCCAGCUGCUGUUGACAACUACAUUAGACUAAAGGAAAUGGCUGGUCUUUGAGAGUGAGAGAGACGGACGUAUAGCCAGUUUAUUUUCUUUCAGACAGCAUUGCCUCCAGUGUGGUGUACUGAUAUGGACACCUUUAAUGUUUGACACAUGGUUAAAUUAAAAGCAAAGAUAUUAAUCGAUUGCAAUGACUUUCCCUUACUUUUUAAGCCAUCACAAUGUAUGUUUUUGGGGUUAACCUAGUGUUGAUUAAUAUGGUAUGCUGAAGCUAAAGGUGACUUUCAUGUUAGAUCGGUAACAUUUCAUGACCAAUUUAUGCAACAACAAAUAAACUUCAUUCUGACGG